UAGCCCAGGCCCGAGGCAGCCAGGCCUCAGCUGUGGACUCCUCCGCCUCUCGGGUGGCUCUAUUGGCUCUGGCCCCGCAAGGGUGGGCUCCAUUGGCUGCCCAGCUGGCACCGACGUCCCCUCGGAGCCGGGUGGCAGCCGGAGGUAAAUAGCCAUGUGCAAUCCUCCUCUCUAUAUUUAACAGCUGCUACAGAGAAGGUGGCGGCUUUUGUCUUCUGGAAGAAGGGCCUUGGAACUGGGCUGGGACUGGCCUUCUCAGAGUGAGUGAGGUCACCAUGCCGGCUUCCCAGAGCCGGGCCCGUGCCAGGGACCGCAACAAUGUCCUCAACAGGGCCGAGUUCCUGUCCCUGAACCAGCCCCCCAAGGGGACCCAAGAGCCCAGAAGCUCAGGUAGGAAGGCCUCGGGGCCCUCGACACAACCCCCACCCUCCGCCGGCGACGGGGCCCGGGAGCGUCGCCAGUCGCAGCAGCUGCCCGAGGAGGACUGCAUGCAGCUGAACCCCUCAUUCAAGGGCAUCGCCUUCAACUCCCUCCUGGCCAUUGACAUCUGCAUGUCCAAACGACUGGGGGUGUGUGCCGGCCGGGCUGCAUCCUGGGCCAGUGCCCGUUCCAUGGUCAAGCUCAUUGGCAUCACAGGCCACGGCAUCCCUUGGAUCGGGGGCACCAUCCUCUGCCUGGUGAGAAGCAGUACCCUGGCUGGCCAGGAGGUGCUCAUGAACCUGCUGCUAGCCCUGCUCCUGGACAUCAUGACGGUGGCCGGAGUACAGAAGCUCAUCAAGCGCCGCGGCCCCUACGAGAUGAGCCCUGGACUCUUGGACUACCUCACCAUGGACAUCUACGCCUUCCCUGCUGGCCACGCCAGCCGUGCCGCCAUGGUGUCCAAGUUCUUCCUGAGCCACCUGGUGCUGGCGGUGCCCUUGCGCGUGCUGCUGGUGCUCUGGGCCUUCUGCGUGGGCCUGUCACGGGUGAUGAUCGGACGCCACCACAUCACAGACGUCAUCUCAGGCUUCAUCAUUGGCUACUUCCAGUUCCGCCUGGUGGAGCUCGUGUGGAUGUCCUCCAACACCUGCCAGAUGCUCAUCUCUGCCUGGAGUCAUUUCUCCAGGAAUAGCUCUUAACCCACCAAGAACCCAGUGAGUUUGGGACGCUACUGUCCAGGAGCCAAAGGGCCUGGGCCAUGAGCUGGCCUCUCGCACAGCACCCAGCCCUGAAGCCUGGGGAGAGCAGGUGUCCGUGCCAAGACCUAUAGAAGACUCCUGCCAUGGUCUCUGGGCAAUGGCGCAGCUUUGGCCCCCAGGGGCCGGACUCUGUGUGACCUAAUAGGUCGUUUCCAAGUCAGCCACUUAUGGAUGCGCAUUUCAUGUGACAAUACAGUGAUGUGCAAAGGA
Molecule: messenger RNA, 1388 nt
Organism: Peromyscus maniculatus bairdii (prairie deer mouse)
Lineage: Eukaryota; Metazoa; Chordata; Mammalia; Rodentia; Cricetidae
Gene: Plpp7
Product: phospholipid phosphatase 7 (inactive)
Cellular component (GO): nuclear envelope
Molecular function (GO): sphingosine-1-phosphate phosphatase activity
Source: RefSeq, a predicted model, not a curated record